AAAAAAAAAGUGAUAUAAAACUGGACCUUUUUUUUCUCCUAUCCGUUUUUGCUUCUCUCUUCUUUACAUAUAUCCAAGAAACAAAAAUGGUUUGCACAAAGACUUUUGAAUUAAACAACGGUAACAAGAUCCCAGCUAUCGGUUUAGGUACUUGGCAAAGUUCUGAAGAAAACGAUACUGUCUACAAGGCCAUCAAGACUGCCAUUGCUGCUGGUUACCGUCAUAUUGAUACUGCUAUGAUGUACGGUAAUGAAGUCGAAGUUGGUCGCGGUAUUCGCGAUGGUCUCAAGGAAAGCGGAUUAAAGCGUGAAGACAUCUUUGUCACCACCAAGUUGGCUACCAUUGAUGCUCGUCCCACCCAUGUUCCUCAAGGUUUCGAAGAAUCUCUUAAGCGAUUGGAUAUUGGUUACAUUGAUCUUUACAUGAUGCACUGGCCUAUUGCCAUGAACCCCGCCACUCGUCAACUUGUCCCUCUUAAACCUGAUGGUUCUCGUGAUAUUGAUGAAGAAUUACAGGGUAAAUUCGAGUUAACUUGGGGAGCUAUGGAAAAGUUAUUGGAUACUGGUAAAGUCAAGAACAUUGGUGUUGCCAACUUCUCUAUCCCUAACCUCGAACGUCUCUUGAAGACUGCCAAGGUCGUUCCUGCUGUCAACCAAAUCGAACUUCAUCCUUACUUGCCUCAAAACAAGUUGGUUGAUUACUGUACUUCUAAGGGUAUUCAUUGUACUGCUUAUUCUCCUUUGGGUUCUUCUCAAUCCACUUUGCUUCAAGACGAGACCCUCAACAAGAUUGCCAAGGCUCAUGACAAAUCUGUUGCUCAAAUCUUGAUCUCUUGGGGUGUUACACGUACCAGCGUCUUGCCCAAGAGUGUUAACCCUGAACGUAUCAAGGCUAAUAUCGAUGUUGUGACAUUAAAUGAUGAAGAAAUUCAAGCCAUUAACAAUAUUUCCAAGACUACUACCAAGCGUUUUGUUAGACCUGCUUGGGGUGUUCCUGUCUUUGAUGAAGACUUUGAAUAAUUUAUUAUAUAUAAUCCCUUUUCUUUCUUUUCUGUGUACAUUAUGCAU
Messenger RNA from Gilbertella persicaria, 1067 nucleotides. RefSeq names its product NADP-dependent oxidoreductase domain-containing protein. The coding region runs from base 87 to 1019 and encodes 310 amino acids. The record is from RefSeq and is a predicted model, not a curated record. Gene Ontology annotation, cellular component: cytosol. Gene Ontology annotation, molecular function: aldose reductase (NADPH) activity. NCBI's taxonomy places the organism in Eukaryota, Fungi, Mucoromycota, Mucoromycetes, Mucorales, Choanephoraceae. The transcript is spliced from 5 exons.